This is a messenger RNA of Sebastes umbrosus (honeycomb rockfish), 2873 nucleotides long. RefSeq names its product selenoprotein N (gene selenon). Gene Ontology annotation, cellular component: endoplasmic reticulum membrane. NCBI's taxonomy places the organism in Eukaryota, Metazoa, Chordata, Actinopteri, Perciformes, Sebastidae. The transcript is spliced from 12 exons. Gene Ontology annotation, biological process: skeletal muscle fiber development; calcium ion homeostasis. The record is from RefSeq and is a predicted model, not a curated record.
UCCCCCUGCCUGAUACUCACUCACUUGACUCACUUUUAACCACAUCCAUAUGCUGCUAGAUUAGAUGUGGGAAAUAAGAAAUCUGUGCUUGCUAGCUAACAGUCCACAGCUGUUGCCAGCGACUGUAAGUAACGGCCGGGAACAGACGCGCGGUGCCCGGCAGCAGCAUCACAGACCUGCCGCUGGAUCCUAAAACACUCUGAGGAGGAAGUUUAAACUGCUGGUUUCCUUUGUUUUUGGACGUUAUCUGCACGACAAUGUCCUCGUCUAAAUAGCUGUGGUAGGAGGUCGAGGAUGGCUGCAGACGUGGAUAAAACAAGCCCCGAGGAUGGGAGCAGGAUUUCGCAGCAGAAUAAUGGACAUCAGAGUCCUGAGAGCUCUGGGUCCUGGAUCUCCAGAGGGAUCUGCAGGGGGAUCUGGACUCUGCUGCUGGUCUGUGCUGUCCCUCUUCUCGCCUUUGGGAUCAAGCACUACCAAGAUGCCCAGUUCCUCAAACGUCAUGAAGAGAGUGUCCGAACACUGGGUGCAGAGGGGCUUUUUCUCUUCUCCUCCCUAGAUACCGACCACGACCUUUAUCUCAGUCCGGAGGAGUUUAAACCUAUUGCGGAGAAACUCACAGGAAUUACACCCCCUGUGGAUUUUGAGGAGGAAGUGAUCCAUGACCCCAAUGGAGAGACUUUGACCUUGGAGGCCAAGAUGCAGCCUCUGCUGCUCGACUCCAUGACAAAAAGCAAAGAUGGUUUCCUAGGGGUGUCUCACAGCUCCCUGAGUGGGCUGCGUUCGUGGAAGAGCCCAGCAGUGCCUUCUUCUUCCUUCUCUGCCGGCCAGUUCAGGGCCUUCUUGCCCCCAAAGAACAAGGUGGAAGUGGGAGACACGUGGUGGGUGAUUCCCAGCGAGCUCAACAUCUUCACCGGGUACCUGCCCAACAAUCGCUACCACCCUCCCUCACCAAAGGGCAAAGAGGUUCUCCUCCACUCCUUGUUGAGUAUGUUCCACCCGCGGCCCUUCAUCAAAUCACGCUUCGCUCCUCAGGGCGCGGUCGCCUGCAUUCGUGCCAGCAACGACUUUUAUUAUGACAUUGUGUUCAGGAUUCAUGCAGAAUUCCAGCUCAACGAUGUUCCCGACUUUCCCUUCUGGUUCACCCCGGGGAAGUUCACCGGUAACAUCGUUCUCUCUAAAGAUGCAUCUCAUGUCCGUCACUUUCACCUCUACGUCCCCAACGACAGGUCUCUAAAUGUGGACAUGGAGUGGCUAUACGGAGCCAGUGAGAGCAGCAACAUGGAGGUGGACAUCGGAUACCUGCCACAGUUAGAGCUGCAGUCCACGGGCCCGUCCACUCCCUCCAUCAUCAUGGACGAGGAGGGAAACAUCAUCGACAGCCGAGACGGCGGCGAGCCGAUCCAGUUCGUCUUUGAGGACAUCCACUGGACCUCAGAGAUCAGUAGGCAAGAAGCCACCCGACGCCUAGAGGUCACCCUCUACCCCUUCAAGAAGGUGUCCUACCUGCCUUUUUCAGAGGCCUUCGAGCGAGCCGAAGCGGAGAGUAAACUGGUGCAUUCCAUUCUGCUUUGGGGAGCUUUAGACGACCAGUCCUGCUGAGGUUCGGGGCGAACUCUCCGGGAGACAGUCCUGGAAAGUUCGCCCGUCCUGGCGCUGCUCAACCAGAGCUUCAUUAGCAGCUGGUCUCUGGUCAGAGAGCUGGAGAACAUGCAGGCUGAUGAGCAGAACCCUGUGUUGAGUGAAAAGGCCCGAUUACACCUGGAGAAGUACAACUUCCCUGUGGAGAUGAUGGUGGCACUGCCCAAUGGAACUAUUGUCCACCACAUCAAUGCCAACUUCUUCCUGGACCAGACGGCUAUGAAACCAGAGGAGGAAGAAGCAACAUUCAGCUUCUCUGGUGGGUUCGAGGACCCUUCCACAUCCACUUAUAUCAGCUUCCUCAAGGAGGGGUUGGAGAAAGCCAAGGAGUACCUGGUACAGUAAUUUGUGUGUGCGCGAUAGAGCCUGAGAGACUAAAGCGAGGAAAUAAUCACAAUUCCUCGGGGUAAUGAUCCAAGAUAAGGAGAAGCUUUCUCGUCAGUGUUGGCAGCUGAAAAACUGUUUUUGACGUCUGUCGUCUUUGUUACUAUUUAUUUGGGCGUCUCUCCUGGUCAGAAAGUUUUAUAUUCCGUAUUUGUAUUGUGACAAACAGAACAGGGAUAUAUUGCUUCUCAAACCUACUGUUACUGUCAUAUAAAUAUAGUAUAUUUUAAUGAGAUACAAAGCAGUAACAGUAAACACAUUUAGAUCUGCUCUCUCUGCUUGUAGCUGCUGAUCAAAGUUGAUAUAAAAUGUAGAUCAUCAUAACGCACCGAAACAUCCUAUAUUUCUUCUUUUAUAUAUCCCGGUGUCGCGUGUGCAAUAUUUAGUGGCUGCAUGUGUUUUUUCCUGCUGCUGAGCGUACCCAGAGACGGGGGGGGCGGUGACAGCUGUUGCCUUUUAAGUUGUGUUUCAGCAGUGUGUGAAGACGUUGCCUGAAAGCUCGGUCCGGGCCGGGCGACGCCUGAUGUUCUUGCUGAAGCUGCUGGAGGGAACUCCCCUCUCUGACUCAGGGGACAACAGCAGGAGGAAAAACUAAACUGGGCUGUGGCACAUAACAUUAUUAAUUCAGUUGUUUUUUCAGUUUGAAACCAAAUGUUGAAUAUUUUGCAGAUUUUCUGUUUUCGAGGAUCACACCAAAGAACUUUUUAGUUUUUAUUAUGUACAGGAGCUGGCGUCCAGCUGUUGAGGUUCAUAUUUAAGUGACUCAACGGAACCAAAUGUUUGAUUAUUGAACUGAGAGGCUCAUGGUACCGUGUGCUGUUGUUUUUCCUCUUUAAAAAUCCAGUCAAAAC